AUGUCGACCGCAUCAGUUGCAGACGCUUCGUGGCCUCAAGGGAGCGUGAGUCCUAACGCAGGGGACGUGUCACGCUGUAAGUAUGUAAUCAAGGACUCACAACUUGGAGAUGGUUACUUCAGCGUGGUGAAGGAGUGUAUGAAUGUCUACACCCGUGACAGGUUUGCAAUGAAACUUGUAAGCAAGAAAACCGUAGAAGGAAAGCUGUGGCUGAUUCAGCGCGAAGUGAAGCUUCUCAAGGCGGUGAGCGCCAAGAUACGCGAGUUAGAGCAAUCAGAGGCUGCGUGUAAGGACACUUUCGAAGGGCACCACCAUGUCCUGCAGCUUUUUGACUACUUUGAGACCAACCAGAACAUUGUGCUUGUGACACAGUUGUGCUCACAUGGUGAUCUGUACGAGAAAAUCAUUGAGGCAGGGUCCUUAGAUGUUACGAGGCAGGUUAAAUCCUACACCGCUUGCCUUUUGAGUGCAAUCAAUUUCCUGCACGAGAAUGGAGUUGUGCAUCGAGACCUGAAAGCAGAGAAUGUACUAUUCAGGUGCAGGGUCACCGAGUUAAGCGAGUAUAGCCGCCGCGGGUCUCACUAUGACCACCACGCCCACGAUCUCAUUCUUGCAGACUUUGGGCUGGCUACGAAUCUCAAUGGCAAUGAAGACGAGCUGCGUGAAUGCGUCGGAACAAUUUCUUAUAUAGCCCCGGAAGUCGUGCGCUGCUACGGCAUCUCGCGACUCGCACCCUCUGAAGCAAAAGCAAUCCCCGCCUACGGGGCGGCCAUUGACAUUUGGGCACUCGGAGUUCUCGCUUAUUUUAUGAUGACUGGCUAUAUGCCCUUUGACUGUGAAACCGACGCAGAAACAAAGAAGUGCAUCUCCGAAGGCGACUAUUACGUGGACGAGGAGCUGAAAAGUGACAAGAGCUUGGACAGCAAGCAUUUCUGGAAUUUUGUGCAUUUGUGCUUCACAAUUAAUGCUUCUGAUAGACCGACAUCCCAAGACCUGAAAAAGCAUCCCUUUGUUCAACAGUUUUUUUCCACGGAUAACCAGGCAGAGCCCUUUGGUGACAGGAUAGCGCUAGUAAAGAGCACGUCGUCUUCUUCCCUUCAUAAUUUGGGAACGCCUUCGAGAUCUUCCAGCUCCUCGUCACUUGCGGCUUUGGGAAGAUCUGAGUCCGGUUCCAAUCUCAUCAGCAUUGAUUCCCGCGACCUUAAAUUGGAUAGAGUCCGCGAAACACUUAAAAAGACCCUAUCGAUGACCUCCAUUGCACCUGCGAGGAAUAACUUUGUUGAUCCUGCAACUCAAAACAAGAAAAACUCUACUUUUAAACUCGAACCCAUGCCUCCUUCAAACUCACUAAUGAACGGCUGUUUUUCAUUGACUCCUGAAAGCAAGUCUAAUUUUACAACGUCACCAAGUGUUUCGAGAACUCAUUCAUCCACGGAAAUGGGCCGUAUCAUGUCCACAGGAGAGUCCAAUGGAACUUCUUUGACAAGACAGAGCUCAGGUCUCGGAAAUGAGGUGACUGAAGAUGAGUGCUCAAAGGCUGCGGGAACGACUCAGCGUAGCUCACGCAAAUCAGGCGCACAGUUUGAUUUUUAG
Molecule: messenger RNA, 1593 nt
Organism: Lachancea thermotolerans CBS 6340
Lineage: Eukaryota; Fungi; Ascomycota; Saccharomycetes; Saccharomycetales; Saccharomycetaceae
Gene: TDA1
Product: protein kinase TDA1
Exons: 1
Coding region: 1-1593 (530 amino acids)
Biological process (GO): cellular response to oxidative stress; protein phosphorylation
Molecular function (GO): calcium/calmodulin-dependent protein kinase activity; calmodulin binding; ATP binding
Source: RefSeq, a predicted model, not a curated record